This is a messenger RNA of Aspergillus chevalieri, 1191 nucleotides long. RefSeq lists its product as uncharacterized. The transcript is spliced from 3 exons. The record is from RefSeq and is a predicted model, not a curated record. The coding region runs from base 1 to 1191 and encodes 396 amino acids. Lineage: Eukaryota; Fungi; Ascomycota; Eurotiomycetes; Eurotiales; Aspergillaceae.
AUGCCCCAUCCACCUAUUGUUAUACCUCCUGUCACCAAAACCUGUCCGACAUGCCGCCAGACUAAACCUGAGGACCAGUUCCGGAGAGUGGGUACGAGUACGGCUGUUAAGACUUGUCUUGCUUGUCGGGAUCGCUAUCGUCAGGGUCGAAAGCGCCUAUCCGAUGAGUCUGUAGUUGUUUUCGACGGUACUGCACCCCUGCCAACAAAUACCAAUACUACAAACACUUUCUACCAACCUAUCGCUCCCCGUCCUACUCAUUCCGCUCCUCCUAAUGGAGAAGACCACGGAACCCAGAACGUCUUCCAAGUCGAGCCUCCCAAGCGCAAAAAGACGAACAGAAAGAAAAAAGAUCAUGAUGAAGAAUCCCAGCUCAUGGACAUCGGCUCACUGGUCCUUGGCCCUAUGGGCCCCUCGUUCGAGCUUUUGCCUAGUCUCCAGUCGAAUUCGAGAUGCCAUUCGAGAGAGAACCGCUCGGAGACGAGGGAGCGGGUGAGCACUGUCGAUUCUACUAUGUCUCAGUCCUGGGGCUCGUCAUCUCGUCCUCAGGUUGCUGAAAGGGAGGUGCGGAUUAGCACUAUUGAUUUGACUGAUCCUGAGCAUCAGCUUCAGUCCCGAGGUUCUUGGUCCGUGCCGCCGCGUCCGCUGACAGAUGAGGGGGGUUCGGGUGUGCGCUCAAUUGUUCUCGGACCUAUGGGUCCUUCCUUUGCUGUCUUGCCUGGACUUCAGUCAAAGCCUCGUUCGAGAGAGAACGGCUCUGGGGCGUGGGAGACUGUCGAUCUUACUGGACCUGAGCCUCGAUCCCGGGGUGCUUAUUCUCGGCCUCUGCCGCUGCGUCCUCAGGAACACGGCUCGGAGAGUCGAAAACAGCAGGCUGGAAGUGUUGGUAUUGUUUCUGCUCGAUAUGGAUCUCAGUCUCAAUCUUCGUCGCGGUCUAUGCUGCUGCGUCUGCAGACAGAGAGGGAGCAACGUGUUAGAACUGUCGAUUCUAGUGAACCUGAACCUCAGUCACAGGGUUCGUCUACACAGCCUCUACCAUCACGUCCUCAAGAGCGUAGCUCGGAGACUCAGGAGCGCCAAGUUAGAACAGUCGAAUCCACCGAACUUGAUCAUCAGCCCCGGAAUUCUUCUUCUCGGCCUCUGCAGCCGCGUUCUCCGACAAAUGAUGGGGAUUUGGAGAGGAAUUACUGA